AUGGACAGCAAACGCAAAGCAAACGGUGCCGCAUCGGUCGAUACCGAUGAUAGAGGUUCUAAGCGUCGCAGACUUACUGGCGAUUUCGAUCUUUCAAAAGGCGAAACCAGAGAAUCAACGACUGCCUAUGGCGUGUCUUUCCUGGAACAAGUGCGAAGAACUGCUGAUAAAAGUGGACGUCUAAUUGCAUCAAAUUUCGAGGAGCUUCCAUCCCGUGGAGAAGACGCGGACUAUUACAAGAAGACACGCAUGCCCAUUUCAUUAUCGACAAUCGAAAAGAAGUUGAACAAUGGCGAAUUUAAAAAUCUAUCCGAAGUCGAGGGUUAUUUCAAACGAAUGAUCAGCAACGCCAAGGAAUAUUUCCCCCGAUCAACCGAACAGUACGAUGAUGCGGAACGAAUCAGGAAGGCUCUCAGCAAUUUUAUGACCAAGACGAAUCCGGCAUAUCAUGUUCGUGGUUAUCAAGCGUUGCCAGCUCCUUUCCCGGAUUCAGAUGGCGCAGAAGGUGACGAGGACAAUGAGGACGAAGAAGACGAGAAUAACGAGGAACCUGAAGAAGAUAAGGAAGACGAAAAUGAAGACGAUGAGGAGGAUGAAGAAGAGGAAGAGGAGGAGGAACCAAGCUCUCGCAGGCGAACAAUCACACUCAAGCGGAGAGGGCCUGGCCGUCCUCCAGCGAGCACACCAAGAAGAGCAUCAACAAGAGGCAGGGAUGCCCCAAAGACACCAGCCCCCACAACCAAGCCAGACCACCAGUAUGAGAACGUACCGUAUAAGGGAUUAUCCUUUCAGGGCGCGCAAGAAAAGAUCAUGGAGGAGCUCAUUCGACGUGAGGAUCCUGGGUACGAAGGCUCUUAUUUCGAAGCCUUUAUCAACCUACCGCCCCGUUCUCUGAAAGAAUACUUCAAAGUUAUCAGCGAACCCAUUUCGAUCAGAAAGCUGCAGAAGAUGGUCAAGGGAGUGCAUGCGCGAGGUGAAACCACUGGUAGCAGCGAUUUCAAGUCUUGGGCUGCUUUUGAAGAGAAGGCGAAGCUUUUAUGGACUAACGCGUACUUCUUCAACGAGGAAGGUAGUGAAAUUUACUCUGUUGCACAGGAGCUCGAGGGCCAACAGGAGUUCUUUUAUGACCAGCUCAAACAGGCGCAGGCUGCGGUGGCCGAGCCCUCACAACCAAAGAUCAAGCUUAAGGUUGGUGGAUCUAAUGAUACACCUACUCCAGGGCCCAAAAAGAUCACCAUUCAUGUUGGGGGUCAACGGGAUUCCGCAGAUUCGCCAGCGCCAGCUCAGCAAAAGGAGGCGAUAACAAAUGGACUUAACGUCAACGGCGCAGCGCGUACUUCAACGCCUGCCCAAGUUACCAACCCUCAAUUGGAAAAGGUUACAAGUGCCUCGGUGUCUGCCCUCCCGUCGCCAACUCCUUCUACACAGGCAGCUCCCAGUACAGAAGAAGCUGCCAAAGCAACGCCAGCUCCUUUGAUACGGACCCUCAGUGGUGUGGCGACUCAAGGUACCCCCGGGGUUCCCAUAGUUGCUCCUAUAGCUCCUCCGGCUCCAGUCCCUGUUGCGCCGCCUCAGCCGAUUCACAACCCCCUAAUCAAUGGAUACAUGGAGCAGAAGCAUCCUCGUCGUGCCGGCAAAGGCAUUGACGAUGCUCUUAUCGAGACCAUGAAAAUACAGGUCCACCCAAGCCUUCAGUCACAUAGUCCCGUACUGGCAACCAUUAAACCCAAUCCCCUGGAGAUGGAUCAAGCCGCCACUCUUAACCUACCCUCUCAUCUCACACGUAUCCUUGUUGUCACCGCCAUACCCAGCCAUCUACAAAACAGGCAAUACAGCCUAUGGACGCUAGUUAACAGACAGCCCCUCAAGCCUAUCCUUCACCAAGCAUCUGGUCAAAAACCCCACGAGCGCGCUUUCGAAGCCAUGCUUCAUCCAGGGGUCAAUCUCCUCGAGUCACAUCUCAUCGCCGCCAUCCCGCGAGAUGAGCGCGUACCAGGAGGUCCAGAGGUUGAGCUAGAAACGUUCACCAUCUCAGUCAACGUGCUGCGGAACUAG
This is a messenger RNA of Fusarium sp. VM40, 2055 nucleotides long. The record is from the annotation of a GenBank genome assembly. NCBI's taxonomy places the organism in Eukaryota, Fungi, Ascomycota, Sordariomycetes, Hypocreales, Nectriaceae.